This is a messenger RNA of Blastocystis hominis, 570 nucleotides long. RefSeq lists its product as hypothetical. The transcript is spliced from 5 exons. Bases 1 to 570 code for a protein of 189 amino acids. Lineage: Eukaryota; Bigyra; Opalinata; Blastocystidae. The record is from RefSeq and is a predicted model, not a curated record.
AUGCUCGAUACGAACCCAUUGAGCCGAAUAACUGCGCAACAAAUCAUGGAGCAUCCUUAUUUUAAUGGAAUUGAUUUCACCACUCUUUCAUCUCAGAUUCCGCCGUUCGUUCCUCCGUAUGAGCCUCUUCCUGUGAUUCGUGACAAUCCUUUGGAGAACGAAUUAGUGAACUUACGAUACAGUAUUGAUGAGACGUAUCGUGUUCAGGAGCGUUUAAAACGAGAAGCCAUUGAGCGCGUGCUGGGAGAAGGAGAGCGAUGUCGCUAUGCGAGUAUUGUGGUGCAUGUGCAUCAGUCCGAAGAACGCACUCGCCAGUUGGUUCUUACAUCGAAAAACCGACUUGUGAUUAUGGACAAUCCGAUAACGUCGAUAAAAGCGGUGAUUGUGCCAACGCAGAUUUCGGACGUGGUGGUGACCUCGAAGGGCUUUUUGAUUAAAGUCGAUAGGCCAAAGAAGAUAAAGUUUCGGUUUUUGACUCCCGAGAUGAACGAAGCGGUAUGGUAUAACUGCAUUCAGUGGAUCAUGCGGCAAGCGAGAGAGAAGAGAAGAGUUGUAAAUAGUCAGUUGUGA